Molecule: messenger RNA, 1767 nt
Organism: Naegleria gruberi
Lineage: Eukaryota; Heterolobosea; Eutetramitea; Acrasida; Naegleriidae
Exons: 5
Coding region: 1-1767 (588 amino acids)
Biological process (GO): double-strand break repair
Cellular component (GO): BRISC complex; BRCA1-A complex
Molecular function (GO): metallopeptidase activity; polyubiquitin modification-dependent protein binding
Source: RefSeq, a predicted model, not a curated record
AUGAGUAAUAAUCAAGCAGUUGUAGCUGGAGGUAAAAGAAAUCAACAAGAUGAAAAAACAAAUGUAACAACAAAUAAUAAUAAUAAUAGAAAGGAGAAUGGUAAACAACAUACUGAUGAUCAUAGGAGUGAUGAUAACGCUUCAUCUGAAAAACAUUAUAUUGUUAAAAAAGGUGAUUUUUCCUCCGAUAGAACAAUUUGUCAUAUGAUGACUGAGAAGAAAAAUAAUGAUAGAGUAUUUUCAGUGAUAGUAGAACAAUCAGUUGUGUGUGGAAUUAUUGAUCAUACAUAUUCCGAUCAUAAUAACGAGGUUAUUGGAUUGCUAGGUGGAUUUUUCGAUGAGAAGAGUUAUGUUGUGUACAUUAGUUGCUUCAAAGCUCUCAAGAGGGAUAUUGGAAAUAUUGCAAUUGAUGGUGUUGAAUGUGAUCCAAAUGAGCUAAUCAAAGCCCAAGAGUUUUUCCAAGAAAAAGAUUUGAUUUUUUGUGGAUGGUAUCACUCUCAUCCAAGGAUACCACCUUUUCCAUCUAUGAAAGAUUUACAAAUGCAAUUUGAAAUGCAAACACAAGCACAAUAUGCAGUUGGAUUAAUUUGCUCUGCAUACUAUAACGAGGGAACAACUAUGAAAAAAAGUGAAAAGCAUAGUUUUUAUAUGAAUUGUUUUAGAGUGGAAGAAAAGAAGGGAAAGUACGAGGCCUUAAAAGUUUCCUACACUGUUAAUAACACUGGUGUUCUGCAAUACGAAACCCAAAAUGAAAUGGUAAAAACUCUUAAUACUGGACUUGCUGAGUCUAAAGAUACUUUCACAAGACUAUUUGAGCAAGCUGUGAAGGAAAACAACAAAUCAAAACAGCUGUAUAUUAUGUCAAAAUAUCAAUCAUUUUUAUUUGAUUUUUGGAAUAAUUCCAUAAAUACAAGAUCAAGAGUACUUAGGCAAGAUAUUGAAAAUUUGAGAGCACAAAAUACAUUUUUGAAAAAGAAACUAGACGAUUUAAAUAGAAAGAAGGAUGUUUUAGAACCUAGAGAGCCAAAAGAGAAGAAAACAAAACAUUAUGGCAAUGCUAAAUUAAUUCAUGGAAAUAAGUCUGUCUCACUCAGUUCUGUUCAUGUCGUAAACAGUCCUUCAUUUAAUCAUAUUGAUUUUAUUGAAAAUGAAAGAGAAACUCUCAGAUUAAUUGAUGAGGAAGAGGAAAUUAGUGAAGAAUCAGUGAUAGAACAACCUCCACCACCUCCUUCAAUAGAAUUUCUAGAAAAUCCAAGAAUCAGACAUCAUAAUAAUGCAGCCUAUCAUUGUUACAAUAAGGCAAUUGUAAAUGGAAUGACAUACAAGAUUGGUGAUCAUAUCAGAGCAGAAACCAUAAGUAAUGGGAAUGUUACAGUUCAACCAGCAAGGAUACAGGAUAUCAUUUGCUUAGAUAUCAAGAAUCCAGAUAGAUUCUCAGUUACAUUCUUCCAUGUUUUAUAUUAUUAUGGAAUUGGUGUGGUGAGGACAUGUAUUCCAAAAGAUGUUGCAGAUAAGCAUUUCUCUGAUUCUGGUGAAGAAGAAAUAGUUCUCUACACAAAUCCAUUCCAACUAUUCCUACAACCAAACAAGGUUUAUGAAAAGAUUUUCAUUUAUGAUUAUGAGGCAUGCAUCAAUUUGAAAUAUGGUGGAAGAGCUCUCAGUCCCAAUCAACAAUUAUACUAUUGUAGAUAUCAAUUACGACAUGUUGAAAAUGCCUUUGUAGUGGAAGAUAUUGACCCAACAACAUUGGACAAAUUGGCUCAUUAG